This is a messenger RNA of Homarus americanus (American lobster), 1394 nucleotides long. Its product is annotated as phenoloxidase-activating factor 3-like. NCBI's taxonomy places the organism in Eukaryota, Metazoa, Arthropoda, Malacostraca, Decapoda, Nephropidae. The coding region runs from base 203 to 1357 and encodes 384 amino acids. Gene Ontology annotation, molecular function: serine-type endopeptidase activity. The transcript is spliced from 10 exons. The record is from RefSeq and is a predicted model, not a curated record. Gene Ontology annotation, biological process: proteolysis.
CAUAUACGAGGUUACGAACGAAGACUUGUGGUAGUGAGUGAGUGGUGAUGGUGACUCAGGUGAAGAAUCCGGUUAGUGUCGCUUGGGACGGUGACGAGAACGGACGUACCUGUGUCUCUCAUCCACUUGGCCCAGAAAGUCACCCAGCGCUCAGGUCAUCACCCAAGUCUACCUUGGUGGUUCGUGGUGGUCCUGGUGGAAGAUGACGCCUGUUGUCAUGGUGGUGUGGUUGUUGGUUGUGGUCGGGUGCUGUUCUACCACAUUGGCCCAAACAGAUGUCUCGUUGUGUUUCGACAAGUCGCCGUUGUGCAAGACCCAGGCUGAACAGGGCCGCUGUACGACACUGGAGAAAGAGAUGGAGGAAAGAUGUCCUGUGUCAUGUGGAAAGUGUUUCAGAAGACCACCGCCUCCUACCAUAGCCAAACCGAAUUUUGAGUGCGGUGGUGGAAGCAAUAUAAAUAAUCUUAGGCAAAACCCCAUCAAGCCCGAGAAUAAUCUCGGGAACGGCCCCAUCAACCCCGGAAACGGCCCCAUCAACCCCGGAAACGGCCCCAGCAACCCCGGCAGCUCGAGGGGUGGCCGGAGGUCAAGAACAGCGGGCCCACAGCUCGGCUCCACCUCGGAGUCAUCGCUUCACCCCCAAGUCCAGUUAUCAGAUCUGAGCGUCCAGGACACCUUCUGCGGAGCGACACCCAUCUCUGACCGCUACUUGUUGACGGCCGCUUUCUGUGUCUUCGAUCCUGUCCACCCAAUCAGCACAGUAAGGCUGGGAGAACUGGACUUCUCAAAAGACAAUGAGACCAACGCUCGUCCGCGAGACUACCAAAUUGAGCAGAUUAUUGUCCAUCCUGACUACCAGCCAGACUCCCCGGUGCGGAGCUACGACAUAGCCUUACUGAAGACGGUGGAGAAAAUCUCCUUCAACGAUGUGGUGUUUCCUUUCUGCGUGUCCUCCGAGCGUCCGUCUGUAGGAACCACAGUUAUCGGCUCAGGCUUCGGCCUGGUUAAUGAAACUCAUCAGUCGCCCGUGUUACAAGAGGUGGAGGUGGAGGUGAUGGCGUUAGCUGAGUGUGAGAAACAGUACCAGGAAGCGGGACUCUUGCCACACCUCAAACAAGCUUACCCUAACUUGUUAAAUGGCAGCAAGGUCAUAUGUGCUGGAUACCCAGGCAGGGGGGCAUGUAAGGGUGACGAGGGAGGGCCGCUGUACCUGGAUGACGGACAAGGUCAUCGUUACCUAGUCGGGAUCGUCAGCUUCACAGGAGCCUGCAAGAAGGAGUCUGUCAUGCCCGGCAUCUACACCAACGUCGCCGACCAUAUUGACUUUAUUGAUAGUGUCUUGUAUGGCGGUAACUAGUCUAUCUAUCUAUCAAUAAAUCUAUUUAGUUAUCUUC